GGAAGAGGCCUGGACGGGCGGAGGUGGAGUCGGGGUCUCUGUGUGGAACCCCGGCAGCUGGGGCCAUGAGGCCAUGGGAGGUAGUGCUGGCCUUGUGGGUAGUGCUGGGGCCUGCGGCAGGGCAGCAACCCCUCCUGCCGGCCAUCACAGAUAACGCCUUCAUCGAGGAGUGCGUGCGCGUCCACAAUGAUUUUCGCUCCAAAGUCAAGCCGGAGGCCAGCAACAUGCAGUACAUGACUUGGGAUGCAGCUUUAGCAAUGACUGCAAGGGCAUGGGCAAGAAAAUGUGUUUUUGAACAUAAUAUAUACUUAACAGAGAGGUAUCAGUGCCAUCCUAAUUUCACAUCUAUUGGAGAGAAUAUUUGGAUUGGAAGUGUUCAAGCAUUUCAUGUUACCGGUGCCAUUAAAUCAUGGUAUGAUGAGGUCGCGUUCUAUGCCUUUAAUUUGGAUGCAUGUUCUAAGAUCUGUGGUCAUUACCGUCAGGUCGUUUGGGACUAUUCAUAUAAAAUAGGCUGUGCUGUUGCUCCUUGUAAAAAUGUUGGAGGAAUACAAAAUGCAGCAAAUUUUGUUUGCAACUAUGCACCAAGUGGUAAUUUGCCAAGAAGACCAUAUAAAGAAGGAAGGUCAUGCAGUAAUUGUGCAAAUGGGGACACCUGUGAAAAUAAAUUGUGUAGAAAUGCAGAACGUGAUAAACUUACCUAUUAUCCAGGAUGGCAACCCCCUUGGGAGUCCCACAACACGUGCAGCGAGGCUUGUGUCAGUCUUGUGGUUUUGAGAAUACUACUGUUAGUUAUUGCUUUUGCCUCUGCUUAUUUUAUGAGAACCUACUUUACAGACAUGACUAUAAACACCUAAUUGGAUUUGAAACACACAGUUCUUCUGAAGAUACUUGCUAAUGAAAUAAGCAAAAAGUCAUACUGAUGUGACGUUAAUGACAACUUGCUUUGACAGUAAUUUUGUUCCUAUUGUUUUAUGCUCUUUAGAGAAAGCCAACAUGCCAAAAAAAAAAAAAAAGUGAAAUUAUAUGUGGGUAAAACCCAUACUGGGAAAAUAUUAAGCUAAAGAUGGUAUCUGGUAAGGUUUGGAGCAUUAUUUUUAAAUACAGGAUUUCCCAAAACUGUGACAUACUCUGUUCCUGCAAUUCAAGGACAAACUAUGUGUCAGUUAAACAGCUCUUACAAUUCAUACUAAGUCAGUCUUUGGAAUCACAAUUGCUUAAUUUUUAUGCUGAGAGAAAGCUAGCAUCAUACUAUGUAGUCAGGCCUGUUUUCUAGAGUGAUAGAAUGUUCUGAAUAAAAUAUAUAAAUAAGAUUUUAUAGAAGGAUAGUUCUUUAGAAGUCUUGUUUGUGAAGUUAGCACAAGCAGAUACUUGUAAUGCAUUUAUUGUUCCUUAUUCAAAGUGUGACACUUCAGAUUUAUUAUUAUUUUGUUCCUAACUCCCUCUAAACCUUGUGAUUAAUUUUAAUGUGUACUGUUACUUAUGCAUAGCAUAUUUCCAGUUUUGUAAGUGUUCUGGAGUCUUAAUAAUAAAUUAUCUUGAAACUUGCUCAAGUCCAUUUAAUCAUCAGAUUUUACUCUUCUUUACUCUUCCAAGACAUGAAAUCUGUCAUUAAUAUGCUUUCAUUUCACUUGUUCCAACAGAAGACAGAUGGAAUUUAUACAAGAAUCUGACACUUGUGUUUCUUACCAGUAUAGCAAACUAGAUUUUGUCCUGCUUGUAUCUUAGUCUUACCUAGUAAAUGCCAAUAUGACUGCAUGAAAGUUCAUUAUUAUUAUUAGGUAAUGUUUCACCAUUAUUGUAAAACGAGCAAAUAAAAAAACCUUACAAAGUCGAA
Molecule: messenger RNA, 1834 nt
Organism: Melopsittacus undulatus (budgerigar)
Lineage: Eukaryota; Metazoa; Chordata; Aves; Psittaciformes; Psittaculidae
Product: GLIPR1-like protein 1
Exons: 6
Coding region: 66-854 (262 amino acids)
Source: RefSeq, a predicted model, not a curated record